AUGCUCCGUUCGUCGAGAUCCUUUUCUGUAUGUGCCAGAUUGGCAAAGUGGAACGAAAUCCCCUUGGCUCCCCCAGACAAGAUCUUGGGUAUCAGUGAAGCCUUUGCUAAGGACACAAACUCCAAGAAGAUCAACUUGGGUGUUGGUGCCUACAGAGACGGCAAGGGUAAGCCAAUUGUGUUCCCAUCGGUCAGAAAGGCUGAAACCGUCCUUUUGGAAAACGAAACCAACAAGGAAUACACUGGUAUCAUUGGCUCCAAGACGUACCAGGACGCUGUCAAGAACUUUAUCUUCAACAACAGCAACAAGGACACCAACGGUGCUCAAUUGAUCAAGGACGGCCGUAUAGUCACUGCCCAGACCAUUUCUGGUACUGGUUCUCUUCGUGUGAUUGCCGAUUUCCUCCACAGAUUUUACUCUUCUGACAAUAUCAUUGUGCCAAAGCCAACCUGGGCUAACCACGUUGCUGUUUUCACUGACGCUGGCAUGAAGACUGAAUUCUACGCCUACUACGACAAGGAGAACAACGGUUUGGACUUUGCCAACUUGAAGCAGUCUGUUUCCAACGCUCCAGAGGAGUCUGUGAUCUUGUUGCACGCUUGCUGCCACAACCCUACCGGUAUGGACUUGACUCCAGAGGAAUGGGAAGAGGUUUUGGAGAUUGUCCAGAAGAAGAAGCUUUUCCCUCUUGUCGACAUGGCCUACCAGGGUUUCGCUUCUGGUAACACCUACGAGGACAUUGGCUUGAUCAGAAGAUUGAACGAGUUGGUUGUUGAAGGUAAGAUCCCAACCUACGCCUUGUGCCAGUCUUUUGCCAAGAACAUGGGCUUGUACGGUGAGAGAACCGGUUCCAUCUCGAUCAUCACCGAGUCUGCCGAGUCCCUGAAGGCCAUUGAGUCCCAGCUCAAGAAGUUGAUCAGACCAAUCUACUCCAGCCCUCCAAUCCACGGUUCCAGAAUCGUCGAGACCAUCUUCUCCAACCAGGACUUGUACAACGAGUGGUUGAAGGACUUGGACCAGGUUGUGGGCCGUUUGAACGUCAUCAGAGACAAGUUGUACCAGAAGUUGGACAAGUCCAACUACAACUGGGACCACUUGUUGAAGCAGAGAGGUAUGUUCAUCUACACUGGUUUGAGCGCUGAGCAGGUGAUUGAGUUGAGAGAGAAGUACUCUGUCUACGCUACCGAGGACGGACGUUUCUCCAUCUCCGGUGUCAACGAGGAUAACGUUGACUACUUGGCCGACGCCAUCAACCAGGUUAUCAAGAAAUAA
Messenger RNA from Candidozyma haemuli, 1272 nucleotides. It is a transcript of the gene AAT1, whose product is annotated as aspartate transaminase. NCBI's taxonomy places the organism in Eukaryota, Fungi, Ascomycota, Pichiomycetes, Serinales, Metschnikowiaceae. The record is from RefSeq and is a predicted model, not a curated record. Gene Ontology annotation, biological process: biosynthetic process; L-aspartate catabolic process. Gene Ontology annotation, cellular component: mitochondrion. Gene Ontology annotation, molecular function: pyridoxal phosphate binding; L-aspartate:2-oxoglutarate transaminase activity. The transcript has a single exon. The coding region runs from base 1 to 1272 and encodes 423 amino acids.